Molecule: messenger RNA, 1254 nt
Organism: Cladophialophora immunda
Lineage: Eukaryota; Fungi; Ascomycota; Eurotiomycetes; Chaetothyriales; Herpotrichiellaceae
Exons: 4
Coding region: 154-684 (176 amino acids)
Cellular component (GO): membrane; endomembrane system
Source: RefSeq, a predicted model, not a curated record
CUUGCACGGCGUGGCCACUUUUUGAAAGCUGAUAUCUAUUUCAGACACCCGUCUGCUCUCACUUUUUUCUACAGCUGACCUUCUGCAACCAUAUCUCGAACUUGAUCAGAAAAGGGAGGGGUCAAGCAUAUCGCACUGGUGCAAACCGCAAAGAUGAGCCAGAUUCCCCCAGAAGUCGAAGCACAUCACAAGAUCAUGCGGGAGACAUUCUUCGCAGUGGCGACCCCGCUCCUCACGCCGCUCAACCUGACGCUCCUCGUCCUGAUCCUGACGCUCGCAUACCUGCGCCUGCGCCCACAGUCGGCGCCAUCCCUCCCGCCGGGGCCCCAGCCCAUCGUCUUCAAGACCUUCACCCCGCGCACCCUGCUCAAGAACAACGGCACCGACAACUCCCCCGUCUACCUGGCCGUCCGCGGAAAGGUGUAUGACGUCUCCUCCGGCCGCAACUUCUACGGACCCGGCGGCCCGUACGAGAACUUCGCCGGCAGGGACGCCACGAGGGGCCUGGCCUGCCAGAGCUUCGACGAGGAGAUGUUGACCAAGGACCUGGAUGGGCCGUUGGACCCGUGUGACGAUUUGACCCCCGAGCAGGUGGACAACUUGAAUGGGUGGAUCGAGAGAUUUGACGAGAAGUAUCUGGUGGUAGGCAAAUUGCUCCCUUUCCGAAAGACCGACUUCCACUAGUUUUACGACACUCCCGGAUCUUCCGAGAGAUGAGAUAGGAAAAGACCUUGAAUGGGCAAAAGCAAAAGAUGUUCCGGUACAAGCAUGUUUUUUUCACGUUCAUGGUAUCUGUUAUCGUAGCUAAGAAGCUCUAAAGGUACAGUCUCGUAAGCCUGUUCACCAGCCAAACUCAUGCCUUGGUCCUCCAUUGAAUGAUCCCUCACCGAACCAACUCCUCCGGGUCCUUGUGUCGCCACUGGAUGAGAGCCAUCUCCAUCUAAGGGUAUUCGUCAUUCCUUCCAUCCACGCCUACAAUUCAUGUUUAGCGCUUGUGGCACUCUUGGAAGCAGCGCUGGCUACUGAACUGGCGGACUUGGAUGCAGAUGCAGAUGCCGUGGCAGCAGUACCUUGGGCUUGUCCAAGAACCCAUUGCAGUCCGCUCUUAAUUCGUUCAAAAAUGGUUCCUGAGGGCGUCGAUGUGCCGUACUUGAAAUAGUUGUAUUGCUUCUUGGCUUGGGCGCGGAGCUCAUUGGUGGUCGAGCCCUGGUAGUUGGGGACGCCAUAGCUGUCGAGAUACGAUUUCAACUCGCU